AUAAGAGAACCGGUCAUUCACCAAAACCUGAAGAUUCGCAAUCUGCCUUCUUUACUCCUUCCUUCUCUUUCAAUCUCUCACCGGUAUCAUUGGCUCUCUCUCUCUCUCUCUCUCUUUCUUUCUAAAUCGACGGCGAGAUCAAGGAGGUCUUGUGAAUGUUGGGAAUCCUGAACGACGUUGAAGACCGGGGUUUGAUGCUCUCCCACCGCGAUCUCCACCGGAGGGCGAGCUCGCUCGCUUUCGGUUUUGGCUCCUGCAAACUAGGCUGGUACUAUCGUUGCCUUGGCCUCGACCCCUGAAUUCUAGCAUAGUAGAUCCGUUUAGGCUUCCGGAGGCAAGAGAAACGUUUCUUUCUUUGUUUUGGUCGAGAUCGAGAUCGAGAGAGAGAGAAUGCUGGCUCAUAACGGCAAGCAGCAGAGGAAGAGCCAGAGCGGGAAGGGUAACGUGAGCAGGUUGCUGAUCAGCAUCAACGUGAUGGGGAGCCCCGGGCCGAUCCGGUUCGUGGUGAGCGAGGACGAGCUGGUGGGCUCGGUCAUCGACACGGCCCUGCGAUCCUACGCUCGCCAGGGUCGCCUCCCGGUUCUCGGGUCUGACCCCGGCGACUUCUUGCUCUACUGCGCCAACGCCGAAUCAGAUGCUCUGAGUCCAUGGGAGACAAUCGGGUCGCAGGGGGCUCGGAAUUUUCUCCUGUGGAAGAAGCAGAAGGCGGAGGAGGCGAGCAAGGGUAGCCCGCCGGCGGCAAUCGGCCAGAAGGGGAGUGGGAGCUGGAAGGCGUGGAUCAAUAAGUCCCUCAAUCUCAAGAUUCCUUCACAUUAGUCACCAAACGACAAUACUUUUAGCUCUCUGUGUCCAUAAAUUUGCAGAUUUUGUCAGUUCUUAGAUUUUCUUGAUUGAUGCUUUUGGUUUUUGUCGUGAAGAAGCAAAGAAGCAAUCCUUUUUUCCUGAAUUCAUGCUUUCCAUUUGCAAUCGUGUACAUGUUCAUUAUGCUAUUAUAGAAACUCAGUCCAAAA
Molecule: messenger RNA, 1010 nt
Organism: Syzygium oleosum
Lineage: Eukaryota; Viridiplantae; Streptophyta; Magnoliopsida; Myrtales; Myrtaceae
Exons: 2
Coding region: 391-816 (141 amino acids)
Source: RefSeq, a predicted model, not a curated record